Molecule: messenger RNA, 2755 nt
Organism: Puntigrus tetrazona (Sumatra barb)
Lineage: Eukaryota; Metazoa; Chordata; Actinopteri; Cypriniformes; Cyprinidae
Gene: aifm2
Product: apoptosis inducing factor mitochondria associated 2
Exons: 9
Coding region: 101-1222 (373 amino acids)
Biological process (GO): positive regulation of apoptotic process; apoptotic mitochondrial changes
Cellular component (GO): mitochondrion; cytoplasm
Molecular function (GO): electron-transferring-flavoprotein dehydrogenase activity; flavin adenine dinucleotide binding
Source: RefSeq, a predicted model, not a curated record
GUACAACAUGGCCCUAUAAGCAGAAAUAGCUGAACACAUCCGUGUUAAAGAACACUAUACGGAGCCUUACAUAAUCACCGCACACUAGUUGUGAAGCAUCAUGGGAGGUCAGCUGUCCAUCGAUGAGAAAGUCCAUGUGGUGAUUGUUGGCGGUGGUUUUGGAGGCAUUGCAGCCGCUCAACACCUUAAACAUCAUGGGGUGCCCUUCAUGCUCAUUGACAUCCUGGAUGCGUUUCAUCACAACGUUGCAGCGCUGCGUGCCUCAGUUCAAGCUGGUUUUGCGAAACAGACGUUCAUACCAUACAAAGAGACAUUUGGACUGAACUUCCUCCAAGGCCGUGUCAUACAGAUAGACACAGAAACGCAGACUGUGGUACUUGACAAUGGAAAGCAAAUACGGUACUCACACCUCAUUCUGUGCACCGGAACAAGCGGACAUUUCCCAGGAAAACACAAUUCGGUGGACACCUACCAGUCAGCCAUUCAGAAGUAUGAGAACUUUGUCAAAGUGAUCCAGGAGGCGAGCGCGGUCGUAGUUGUCGGAGGCGGGACCACGGGUGUUGAACUGGCUGCUGAGAUCAGGACUGAAUUUACCGACAAGAAGGUGACUCUGAUCCACCCGCGUGAGGAGGUGGCUGAUCCUGAUCUGUUGCCGUCUGUCAAAGAACAAGCCAAACAGGUGCUGCUGAAAAAGGGGGUGGAGCUUCUGCUAGGACAGAAAGUGACAAACCUCGAUGAUCUGCAACUGAAUGUGUUUCGGAAAGACAUGGUGGUCAAGACCAAUAAAAAUGAGCAGGUCGUUGCUGAUCUAGUCAUCUGCUGCACAGGGAGUAAAAUCAACUCUGAAGCAUACAGGUCCAGUCUUAAUGCAUGCAUGACAGAGAGUGGAGCUCUGAAGGUGAACCAGCACCUGCAAGUAGAAGGCUUUGACAAUGUGUAUGCUGUGGGUGACUGCGUCAAUCUCAAAGAACCCAAGAUGGCGUAUCAUGCCGGACUUCACGCUGCGGUUGCUGCCACCAAUAUCAUAAACAGUUUGACGGGAAAAUCUUUAACCUCAUAUCGCACAGGAAAUGUGACUAUGCUGAUCGCUAUGGGCAAGGAUGCUGGAGUAGGCCAGUUUAACGGCUGUAAACUACCUCAGUUUCUGGUCACCAAGGGAAAGAGCCAAAGCUUGCUGCUGUGGAAGAGCUGGAGGGAAAUGGGCCAAAAAGCCCCUAACUGACACAAGGUUAUCAAAAGGGUUUACAUCAUACUCAAAAUGUAUAUGUUAACUAUGUUAAGUAUAACACAGUUCCAUCUUACUUGAUUACUUUUUUAUAAAAUAAUUUUUACAUUUAUCAUUGUCUUAUUAAAUUAAGCCAACAGAAGGAAGCUUCAUAUUGUACAAAUAACAGAGAUUAUAUACUUCUAUAUAACAUUGCUCGUAAUAUUUUGUAGAACAAUCAAAUGCACCGUUUUAUAGUACUUUGUUCUAGUGUCUUCCUGCAUUGAUCACGUGACGUGUGAUAACUUAUUGGUGUUUCUCCACUAGAGGGCAACAUAUAUCAAAUCAUUGUAGCCCGGACAAUGAAACAAGAUGAUGCUGAGUCAUAGAUUUGGUUUUUCACAAUUGCAUAUUGAAAUCAAUAUCUAAAAAUGCACAAAUGGACGCAGUGAGUUCACUCGGUGAAUGCCUUUACUCACGUUGUUUUCUGAGUGAAUUCACGCUGGAGAAUGGAGGAUUAGCCUAAAUCAGUUUUUAAGAAGCCAUUAAAGCGCCUAAUCAGGUUUGUUUCAUGCAUCACAUAUCAACGGAGUGGUGAUAUCACGUUGGAGCUAAAAGGGUUGUUUUUGCAGUUUACAUUCAAUUUAGUGUAAAAGGUCUAUUGGCUGUUCAUUAAAAUAAUAAAUAUUAAUUUGCAGUGCGUUCAUCUGAUUGAAAAGAUAAGUGCACUGCACUAUAAGACGCACUGCCAAGAGAACUGGAGAUGUUCACAAAGAGCUGGAAAUCUCUGCAAAAUGCCCCGUAAUGCUGCAGUCAUGUCUGGAGCUGGUGGAAGGCCGUUGGUAUUUAGUGUUUAAGUCUUGAUAUAUUGUCCUGAAAUCAAGGCACUGUGUUUUUUUUAUAUCACAUUACACAUCUUUGCCGGUUGGCCUUGGAUACAAGUGGUCUUUAAAUGCAAUGCUGCCAUAAAUUGUAACUCUGAAAAGCUCACAAGCUCCCAACCCAUUGUUUGAGUCGAGGCACACAGGCGCUGAUUCAAUUCAGAGCUUGCUUACUCCGAUACGAAUGUCAGUUAGCAUUUUUUAUGUCUGUUCAUGUUUGUCAUUUGUUGUUCUUAUUGUUAAGGAUGAUCUUUGCCAUGCAGGUUUAUAUUGUUUCAACUUGUAUUUUUAAAAGUUAUCUGUAUGAACUGAGCGGUUUAAAUUAAGACUUCUGAAGAAACACAGUCAGUUUAUAUAAAAGAUUUAACUUUGAAUAAAACAUUGACAAUAGCCUAAAGCUACAUAAUAAACUUAUGCAUCAAGUAAGCAUGUUUGUUACUUUCCCUUUAAGACUAAAACAAAUUUGGAUAGAAAAUAACUGCUAAUACUUAACUAGAAUUAUUGAAGGUUGUUUCAAUGAGACUUAUAACAUCAUUAUAUGUUUUAUGAAAGUUAUGACAUCCUUCACUGUAAAGAGCCAUCAGCAAUUUCCUGUAUCAGCGUCAAGAUAUACUGUAUAACUAAAUCACUGUCGAGUUUAAGAUUUAUUCAAUAAAGAGAGGCAGCAGCA